This is a messenger RNA of Gilbertella persicaria, 2505 nucleotides long. Its product is annotated as kinesin heavy chain. The coding region runs from base 1 to 2505 and encodes 834 amino acids. Gene Ontology annotation, molecular function: ATP binding; microtubule motor activity; microtubule binding. NCBI's taxonomy places the organism in Eukaryota, Fungi, Mucoromycota, Mucoromycetes, Mucorales, Choanephoraceae. The record is from RefSeq and is a predicted model, not a curated record. The transcript has 8 exons. Gene Ontology annotation, biological process: mitotic spindle organization; microtubule-based movement.
AUGUCUGGAAACAACAUUAAAGUUGUGUGUCGUUUCCGUCCACAAAACUCACUUGAGAACAGAGAAGGCGGUGUUCCUAUUAUUGAAAUAGAUGAUGAAGGGGCCAAUGUCCAGUUGAAGGGUGAAGCAACAAGCAGCUUUUCAUUUGAUAAAGUGUUUGGAAUGAACACUCCACAAAAAGAUGUAUUUGAAUACUCUAUAAAAAGCAUUGUUGAUGAUGUCACUGCAGGUUAUAACGGAACGGUCUUCGCGUAUGGUCAAACCGGUUCCGGUAAAACAUUUACUAUGAUGGGUGCUGAUAUUGAUGAUGAAAACACAAAGGGUAUCAUUCCUCGUAUUAUUGAACAAAUUUUUACAAGUAUCAAUGAUGCACCGAGUAAUCUUGAAUUCACUGUCAAAGUAUCUUAUAUGGAAAUCUAUAUGGAAAAAGUGAGAGAUUUAUUUAACCCAUCUGCUGAUAAUUUGGCUAUUCAUGAAGAUAAGGCACGGGGUGUCUAUGUCAAGGACUUGUGUGAAAUCUAUGUUGCUAAUUCCGACGAAGUCUAUACAGCCAUGAAAAAUGGCAGUAGUAACCGUGUAGUUGCUUAUACACAAAUGAACGCUGAGAGUUCUCGAUCGCAUUCUAUUGUGGUCAUCACAAUCACACAAAAGAAUCUAGAUACAGGUGCUGCAAAGAGUGGUAAACUCUAUUUAGUAGAUUUGGCUGGUUCAGAAAAAGUAGGCAAGACAGGUGCUUCUGGUCAAACAUUAGAAGAAGCCAAAAAGAUCAAUAAAUCCCUCACUGCUCUUGGUAUGGUCAUCAAUGCUUUAACAGACGGAAAGUCAAGCCACAUCCCUUACCGUGAUUCUAAACUGACACGUAUCUUGCAAGAAUCACUUGGUGGUAACUCACGUACAACACUCAUCAUUAACUGUUCGCCUUCUUCUUACAAUGAAGCUGAAACAAUCUCUACGCUUCGAUUUGGUAUGAGAGCCAAGACCAUCAAGAACAAGGCUAAAGUCAAUUCUGAUCUAUCUCCUGCCGAACUGAAGGCUCUGCUCAAGAAAGUCAAGUCAGAAACCAUCACUUUCCAGACCUACAUUGCUGCUCUUGAAGGUGAAGUGACUGUCUGGCGUGGUGGUAAAACACUGCCUGAAGACAGAUGGGUCACGAUGGAUAAGAUCACCAAGGGUGAGUUUUCUGCAUUACCUCCUGCAUCCAACUUUAGGGCUUCUACUGUAACUGAAGAUGUCUCUCGUCCCACAACGCCUUCUGUUGUGCUUGAAAAAGACGAGCGUGAAGAACUCUUGAAGCGUGAAAAUGAAUUGAUGGAUCAAAUCGCCGAAAAGGAAACAGAACUCGCUAACCGUGAAAAGCUUUUGGAGUCCCUGAAAGAAGAAGUAGGAUACUACAAAGAACAAGAAGCUAUUGUCACAAAAGAGAAUCAACAGAUGACAUCCGAGUUGAGUGAACUCAGAUUGCAGCUGCAAAAGAUUUCUUAUGAAAGUAAAGAGAAUGCCAUUAAUGUGGACUCUCUUAAAGAAGCCAAUCAAGAGUUGAUUGCCGAGUUGGAAGAACUCAAAAAGAACUUGUCUGAAGUACGCCUUGCUCACAAGGAUAGUUCUGAUAGUGAAAAGGAAAAAAAGAAGGCACAGAAAUUGGCCCAGAUCAUGUUCAAACUGGAUCCUUCUGGUGAAAUCAACGAAAAAGAGCGUCAAAUCCGUGAUUCUCUUCACAAGAUCGAAUCUGAAGGUCAUGGUUCUUUUAGCUUGGAAGAAUUGGUUGCUCUUCGCCGUGAUUUGGCUGAAUCCAAGAUUUUGUUGGAUCAACACACCAAGACGAUCACUGAUCUUAAUGAAGAAAAAGAGUCUCUUGAAAAGAAAAAGAUCGAACUUGAUGCUAAAUUCAGUAACCUUGAACAAGAAUAUGAAGAAUUAUUAGACAAGACAAUUGCUGAAGAAGAAGCAGCUGCUCAAAAGAACGCAGACAUGGAAGAAACCAUUUCUACUCUCAAGAGUAAAUUAGAAGCACAAUUUGCAUCCAAAAAAGAACUACAACAAAAGGAGAUUGAAGAUCUUAAGCAAGAAAUCGCUCAAAAGAACGAGAAUCUCCAUAAACUCACGGCUUCUUUGUCAGACCUUAAGGAUGCUAAUGAUAAGCUCCAAAGUGCCCUUGCAGAACAACCUGUUCAAGCUCAAAACAGCGAUUUAUCUGAGCGUGAAAAGGAAUUGGAACGUAUGCGCAAGAGCAUGGCUAAGGAAUUGGCUGACUUUGAGACCAUGAAGAAGGUCUUGAUGCGUGAUCUUCAGACCCGCUGUGAAAAGGUGGUUGAACUUGAAAUGUCUCUAGAUGAAACUCGUGAGCAAUACAACAAUGUCUUGAGAGCAAGUAACAACAAGGCCCAACAAAAGAAGAUGGCCUUCUUGGAGCGCAAUUUGGAGCAAUUGACCAAUGUUCAAAAGCAGGUAAAUCACAACAGCCAUGUGUGUGUAUAUGUGUGUAUACCAUCUAACUUUAUUUUCUAG